Vigna unguiculata (cowpea) is the source of this 1478-nucleotide messenger RNA. Its product is annotated as malate dehydrogenase, cytoplasmic-like. Gene Ontology annotation, biological process: malate metabolic process. The record is from RefSeq and is a predicted model, not a curated record. NCBI's taxonomy places the organism in Eukaryota, Viridiplantae, Streptophyta, Magnoliopsida, Fabales, Fabaceae. Gene Ontology annotation, molecular function: L-malate dehydrogenase (NAD+) activity.
UCAAUUUUAAAUUUAUGUUACAUUGUAUAAAAGGGCAAUGAAGGAGACUGUGUUUGUGUUUGUGUCCCUUGGUUUGGGUAUUAACACAAACACAAACCGAUCAUGGAAUUGGAAGCAUUAGCAUGGGACACUCAGGACUACACAUUUCUUAAGAAAAUUCUUCUUGUUUUGCUUUGUGUUAUUUUGUUUUGCAAGAUUGUUAGAUACAUGUUUGGUCUUCUCAAGGAAGAGAAGGAACCAAUCACAGUAUUGGUCACUGGUGCUGCAGGGCAAAUUGGAUAUGCACUUGUUCCAAUGAUUGCAAGAGGGGCAAUGCUGGGCCCAGAUCAGCCUGUGAUUCUGCACAUGCUUGACAUUGAACCAGCAGCAGAGGCCUUGAAAGGGGUGAAGAUGGAGCUGGUUGAUGCUGCUUUUCCGCUUCUUAAAGGUGUUGUUGCUACUACUGAUGUUGUUGAAGCUUGCAAGAAUGUGAACAUUGCUGUGAUGGUGGGUGGAUUCCCCCGGAAGGAAGGAAUGGAAAGAAAAGAUGUGAUGUCUAAAAAUGUGUCAAUUUACAAGGCUCAAGCUUCAGCACUGGAGCAAAAUGCUGCUGCAGAUUGUAAGGUGCUGGUAGUUGCCAAUCCAGCAAACACCAAUGCUCUCAUUUUGAAAGAGUUUGCUCCUUCAAUCCCUGACAAAAACAUCACCUGUCUUACAAGACUUGAUCACAAUAGAGCCUUAGGCCAAAUCUCUGAGAGACUCAAUGUUCAUGUCAGUGAUGUGAAAAAUGUCAUCAUUUGGGGCAAUCACUCCUCAACCCAAUAUCCAGAUGUCAACCAUGCCACAGUCACUGCCAAUGGCGCACAGAAGCCAGUCAGAGAAUUAGUUGCUGAUGAUAACUGGCUAAACAGUGAGUUCAUCACCACUGUUCAGCAACGUGGGGCUGCCAUUAUUAAAGCCAGAAAGCUGUCUAGUGCAUUAUCUGCAGCAAGUUCUGCAUGUGAUCACAUUCGUGAUUGGGUUCUAGGAACUCCUAAGGAAUCAUGGGUAUCAAUGGGAGUGUAUUCUGAUGGAUCUUAUGGUGUUCAACCUGGCCUCAUAUACUCUUUCCCUGUUACUUGUGAGAAAGGAGAAUGGACCAUUGUUAAGGAUCUGAAGAUUGAUGAGUUCUCAAGGGAUAAGAUGGACAAAACGGCACAAGAGCUGGUUGAAGAGAAGGAAUUGGCCAAAUCAUGCCUUAAUUGAAUACAAAUGAUUUCUAUAAAUUGCUAAUCAAUAAUUGUAGCUGUUGGAAAUAAAAAAAAAAAGGAAACUUUCCUGAACCCAGAAGAACAAAUGAGAGACCACAAAUUGGGUUGAGAUUAGUUUUAUUUUUUAAAUUUUAUUGUAUGGUUUGUUUAGGAAAUUUAGUCCUUCAAACAAUUACAUUGUGUUAAUUUAUCCUUGUUUCACUUUUAAUUAUUUAAAAAUACAAAGAAAAACAAGUUCAUUGGCACCCA